Perca flavescens (yellow perch) is the source of this 1138-nucleotide messenger RNA. RefSeq names its product deleted in malignant brain tumors 1 protein-like. Gene Ontology annotation, cellular component: membrane. The record is from RefSeq and is a predicted model, not a curated record. The transcript has 5 exons. Lineage: Eukaryota; Metazoa; Chordata; Actinopteri; Perciformes; Percidae.
AGGGCGUUACAUUUGAUUUGACAUUGUUAGUGUCAGCAAUCAGAAGUUCAGAGCAUCAUUAAACAGAGAUUGAAGAAAAGAGGGCAAAAGCAACGGGAGGAGGAGAGGUUUUUGGUUAUUAAAAAUGUUCCAAAGGAUCAUUGGUCUGCUGCUGCUUCUCAUGACUGCUUGUUCAGCUCAGAGCACAGCUCCGACGGUGAGGUUGGUUAAUGGUAACACAUCAUGCAACGGUAGAUUGGAGAUCCUCCAUAACAACCAGUGGGGAACAGUGUGUGAUGAUGGUUGGGACAUAAACGACGCCGAGGUGGUCUGCCGACAGCUGAGAUGUGGCCCCGUCCAGUCUGCAACUAGUUCUGCCUCCUUUGGACAAGGCACCGGACAGAUCUGGAUGGAUGAUGUUGCCUGUACAGGCAGCGAGUCUUUUUUGUCAGAAUGUCAACAUCCAGGGUUUGGCACUCAUAACUGUGGCCAUGGUGAAGAUGCUGGAGUCGUCUGUUCUGGUUAGUGACAUUUAGUUCUGAGGUUGGUAAAUGGUAACACACCAUGCUCUGGUAGAGUGGAGAUCCUCCAUAACAACCAGUGGGGAACAGUGUGUGAUGAUGGUUGGGACAUAAACGAUGCCAAGGUGGUCUGCCGACAGAUGAGAUGUGGCCCCGUCCAGUCGGCAACUAGUUCUGCCUCCUUUGGACCAGGCACCGGACAGAUCUGGAUGGAUGAUGUUGCCUGUACAGGCAGCGAGUCUUUUUUAUCAGAAUGUCAACAUCGAGGGUUUGGCACUCAUAACUGUGGCCAUGGUGAAGAUGCUGGAGUCGUCUGUUCUGCUCCGACGGUGAGGUUGGUUAAUGGUAACACACCAUGCUCUGGUAGAGUGGAGAUCCUCCAUAACAACCAGUGGGGAACAGUGUGUGAUGAUGGUUGGGACAUAAAUGACGCCAAAGUGGUCUGCCAACAACUGAGAUGUGGCCCCGUCCAGUCGGCAACUAGUUCUGCCUCCUUUGGACCAGGCACCGGACAGAUCUGGAUGGAUGAUGUUGCCUGUACAGGCAGCGAGUCUUUGCUAUCAGAAUGUCGACAUCCAGGGUUUGGCACUCAUAACUGCCAACAUGGUGAAGAUGCUGGAGUCAUCUGUUCUGGUUAG